Molecule: messenger RNA, 4973 nt
Organism: Cuscuta epithymum
Lineage: Eukaryota; Viridiplantae; Streptophyta; Magnoliopsida; Solanales; Convolvulaceae
Source: the annotation of a GenBank genome assembly
GUUCGGUAAGGACUGUCUAUCUGGUGGUUUUACAUAUAACCGACCAAAAUCUUUUUUUCAAAAAGUAUAUACUACGUAGGUUUUUUUCCAAACAAAACCUGCGAAAAAAGCAAAGGAGAAUGUCUCCGAGCGAGGUUUCCGAUCUAGGAUCACUAAAUUCGUUGCCUGCAUACAAACGUUCGUGACUCGUGAGGUAAAGAACAUAGCUUCAAGAGGAUUUGGGAGAGCUCUAUUCAAUAUUCAAUAUUUCUGUUGGGAAUUUUCGUUCAGAACAUAUGGAGGGAGAAGAGAAAGGUGGCAUUAUAGAACCUCUUUUGCAUGCUGCCAACAUCAGCAGCAAGCCUAGACAUUCAAAAGGGAAGGAUGAUACGCAGGCUCCAUAUGCCAAAGCUUGUUUCUUUAGUCGUCUUUGUUUCUCAUGGAUAGGACCAUUAAUAUCUCUUGGGAAAAAGAAAAUUCUGGACAUUGAUGAUGUCCCUCAACUCGCCGGUCUUGAUAGUGUUAGAGGAGCCUUUCCUAUCUUGAGGGACAAACUAGCCAAAGAAAAUUCUUCUUCUUCUCAUGAUAAUGAUGACAAAUUUAAGAUCACAACAUUUAUGCUGGUGAAGGCCAUAUUUGCCACAGCAUGGAAAGAAGUACUUCUGUCAGCUCUUUUUGCCCUUCUAUACACAUUGGCGAACUAUGUUGGCCCUUACCUUCUUGGUACAUUGGUUCAAUUUCUCAGCCGGAGGCAAGACUUUGAUAGUAAAAAAGGGUAUUUCUUGGUGUUGGCUUUCUUUUCUGCCAAGUUUGUGGGGUGUUUAUCCAGAAGUCACUGGUAUUACAAGGUUCCACAGGCUGGGUAUAGAGCGAGAGCAGCUUUAGUCGCCAAAGUGUACAGGAAGGGCUUGACACUUUCUUCUCAAUCUAAGAAGGGGCGUACCAGUGGGGAGAUCAUCAACUUCAUGGCUGUUGAUGCUAAUAGUAUCAGAAACUUGUGGUUUUUCGUGCACGACUGCUGGCUGAUUUUUGUACAGCUUGGUCUGGCAAUGGCAAUCCUGUAUAAGAAUCUCGGGCUUUCUUGCAUUGCUACACUUAUAGCAACAGUUGGGCUGGGGUUACUUAACUUUGCCAUUGGGAUAUCGCAACAGAAGUUUCAAGAAAAGGUAAUGGGUUCAAAAGAUGAGAGGAUGAAUGUAACUUCUGAAGCUUUGAGGAACAUGAGGCUAUUCAAGCUGCAGUCUUGGGAAGCUCAGUUUCUGUCCAGAAUCAUGGAGCACAGGAAGGAGGAGGCUGGUUGGCUGAAGAAAUAUAUGUACUAUUCUUCCCUGAGCGAAUUCAUAUCCUGGAAUGGACCCACAUUAGUGUCUGUCACCACCUUCAUGGCAUGCAGGCUAAUGGGCACCUCACUGGACUCGGCCAAGAUAUUGUCAGCACUUGCAGUUUUCCGGAUACUUCAAGAGCCUAUCAAUGAGCUCCCAUACACCAUUUCCAUGCUGGUUCAGAUUCGUGUGUCCCUCGACCGGAUCGCUGCGUUUCUGUCACUCGAUGACAUGGCGCGUGACGCCGUUGAGAAACUCCCGAGAGGGAGCUCAGGGAACACAGCAAUUGAGAUUAUUGAUGGGACCUUCACGUGGGAUAAUAAUGUGGAGUCUCCAUUUCUUAGAGAAAUAAACGUUGCAGCUUCUCAUGGCAUGAGGGUUGCAGUUUGUGGCAGUGUGGGUUCAGGUAAGUCUAGUUUGCUUUCAUGCAUUUUGGGAGAAAUGGUCAAAGUGUCUGGGAUGGUCAAAGUGUGUGGUACAAUGGCGUAUGUUGCGCAGUCUCCAUGGAUACAGAGCGGAACAAUUGAAGAGAAUAUAUUGUUCGGUAAGGAGAUGGACAGAGAGAUGUAUGGCCGUAUUCUGGAAGGAUGUGCUUUGAGCAAGGACCUUGAGAUCCUGUCUUAUGGUGACCAAACGAUCGUUGGUGAGAGGGGAAUCAAUUUGAGUGGCGGGCAGAAGCAGCGGAUACAGAUUGCCCGUGCCUUGUACCAGGAUGCCGAUAUUUAUCUGCUUGAUGACCCGUUUAGUGCUGUAGAUGCUCAUACCGGAAAUCAUCUUUUCAAAGAAUGUUUACUGCAUUUUCUGCAAUCAAAAACAGUUAUUUAUGUAACUCACCAAGUGGAGUUUUUACCUGAUGCAGAUCUCAUUUUGGUUAUGAAUGGAGGAAAGAUCACACAAGUAGGCAAGUACAAUGAGAUUGCAAAAUCAGGUAGCGAUUUUAUGAAUCUUGUGGGUGCACACAGAACUGCAUUAUCAAAAUUUGAAGGCAUAACUGAGGAUUGCAAUGAUUUAAGACGGAAUGUGGAGAUAGAUGUGAACAAACUCAAAAGCACCAGAGAGGAUGAAAACAAAAUAUAUGGGCAGGAAGGGCAGCUUGUUCAAGAAGAGGAGAGGGAGAAAGGCGGAGUUGGUUUCCCUGUUUACUGGAAGUACUUAACAUUGGCAUAUAGAGGAUGGCUAGUUCCCUUGAUAUUAUUGGCAGAGAUUCUAUUCCAGCUGUUGCAAAUUGGGAGCAACUACUGGAUGACAUGGGCUACACCCGUGUCUGAUGACGUGUCACCUCCUGUUAAGGGCUUCGUUCUCAUCUUCGUAUAUGUCGCAUUGGCUCUUGGAAGUUCUUUCUGCAAUCUUGCUCGGGCCUUACUUCUUGUCACUGCUGCAUACAAAACAGCACAGCUACUUUUCUAUAAGAUGCAUUCUGCCAUUUUUCGUGCUCCCAUGUCAUUUUUUGAUUCCACUCCUAGCGGUCGGAUUCUCAAUCGAGCCUCUACAGAUCAAAACAAAGUGGACUUGAGCCUUGCAUCUGAUGUUGGGGCAGUUGCAUUCUCAGUUGUACAAAUUUUGGGAGUUGUCGCAGUGAUGUCACAAGUUUCCUGUGCAGUCCUUAUUGUUUUUAUAAUCAUACUCGUAAUUGGCAUCGGGUUGCAGAGAUAUUAUAUAGGUUCUGCAAGAGAGUUAUCACGAUUAUCUGGUGUUCGAAAAGCUCCUUUGGUACAACACUUUGCUGAGACAAUUUCGGGGGCAACAACGAUUAGAAGUUUUGGUCAGGAGGCAAGAUUCAUGGACACGAGUAUGGAUCUAAUUGAUUCUUACUCUAGGCCGUUGUUCUACUACACAGCUGCUUCAAGGUGGUUAGACGUUCGCUUGGAUGCACUCUCCCUUGUUUUGUUCACUUCUUCAUUGGUUUUCUUGAUUUAUAUUCCUGAGGGCACAAUUGACCCAAGUAUUGCGGGUUUAGCGGUGACAUAUGGACUUAAUCUAAGCAUGCUACAAAAUCUGCUAAUAUGGUAUGCUUGCCAAAUGGAGAACGAAAUGAUCUCAGUUGAAAGAAUGCUUCAAUAUAUUUGUAUUCCAAGUGAGCCCCCUCAAGUCAUAGAAUCUAACAGGCCUGACCCUCACUGGCCAACACAAGGAGAGAUCAAUAUUUGCAACCUCCAGGUUCGAUAUGCUCCACACAUGCCUUUUGUAUUACGAGGUGUCACCUGCACUUUGUUUGGAGGAAAGAAAACAGGAAUAGUUGGGAGGACGGGCAGUGGAAAGUCUACACUUAUACAAACUCUCUUUCGCAUUAUCGAGCCGACUACUGGUCAAAUAUUCAUAGACGGGAUUGAUAUAUGUUCAAUUGGACUGCAUGAUUUGCGGUCAAGACUAAGCAUAAUCCCACAGGAUCCAACUAUGUUCAUGGGCACAGUACGGGGUAAUUUGGAUCCACUUGGAGAGUAUACUGAUGAACAAAUUUGGGAGGCUAUUGACAAGUGCCAACUCGGUGAUGAAGUUAGAAAGAGAGAAUGCAAACUAGACUCUGCAGUUGUUGAAAAUGGAGAGAAUUGGAGUGUGGGUCAAAGACAGCUAAUGUGUCUGGGCCGUGUGCUUCUGAACAAAAGGAAAGUACUAGUGCUUGAUGAGGCUACAGCUUCAGUCGAUACUAUCAGCGAUAAUUUGAUUCAACAAAUUGUAAAUCAACAUUUCUCAGGCUCUACGGUGAUCACAAUCGCACACAGGAUAACAUCUGUCGUAGAGAGCGAUAUGGUUCUCCUGCUAGAUCAUGGUCUCGUAUUGGAAUAUGAUUCUCCGAAAAGAUUGUUACAAGACAAGUCAUCGUUAUUUUCGAAACUUGUUUCCGAGUACACAAUGAGAUGAAGCUCUAGGUAGGAGGGUGAAGCAAGCAUGUGGAGCUCAUAAAUCAUACCCUUUGCUUCCUUAUAGCUUUCAGCUUGGGCGCGCGCGUUGCGCGACGGUUGAUGCCCAAUCUUGGGAAAAAACAAGAAAGUUGCAUCACAUAAGAAAGAUGCGCGAAUACAUCACAAAAGCAAAUCGAAAAAGUAGUUCAAUGUUGUCUAUCAACAAAGCGAGGGUACAAUAGCGUGAUGCGAGAUCAAGAAAGGCCAUAACCAUCAACGCAUGCAGCGCUACGUAUCUCAUAUGUAUUGGUGCGACUUGGCAGCUCCUCUACACCACAUGAUGAAAUGGCAAGCAACAUCACUCUACCGCGUCCAUACUUCAGGAAGACGAGUGUGGAAUGCCGCUUAGUUCAAAACUCAUCUGGACUUGGCGCAAAUGGGUUCUUCACCAGUCACAAAAUAAGCAUCUUCUGCGCCAUGGUAGAUAUGUAGGCGGUCCCUCAUGUCGCUGCACGACCUCAAGAAAGCUUCACAGCAUUGCUGCAUUGGGAUAUCACUACUACAUUUAAAGGCUUUUUGUAACAGCCAAAUUUGUUACCUUUGAUCGAAAAGUCUGUUACAUUUUACUUAUUGUAACAGUUUUUAAUCGUUACAUUCGCUGGCGUUGCCUUUUCUCAAUGGUAACGGUAUGUAACGAUAGUUAGAACCAAUUGUAACACUUUUCUCAAGACACUGGAAGUGUUAGCACAUCCGUUACAAUAGGUUGAAUACAAAUGUAACAACUUUUAACUUUCAUAAAUGUAACGCUUUAGAAAAAUAUGCAACAAAUUUU